UUCCAGUAUUCGGAGUAUUCCACCAUGAUUGACGAUCGUGACGAUUGGUGACUGCGAAGCGGUUAGAAGAGGUAAAAGUGAUUUAUCGUUUGCUAUAAAAUAAAAAAGUGAUAGCAGUCAAUAGCGCAAAUGUGGUAUUUGCUGGAAAGGAUUCCAUAUUUUAAUCUAGGAGUAUAAGAACACUGGUUGCACUGCCCGAUUGAUUCAAUAUUGAUAAAUAAUUCGUACAACAUGGAAGUGGUCGAGGAGAACGUGCAUAACAUUCUUCUUGAGAUUGCGAAUGAGAAAGAGCUAACACAAAUCCCGAGAGAGUUAGUGAGGAAGAUCAAUGUAUACUUUAAUAAUAGAUUCGAGGAAUUCAUUACCGCCAAGGCGGUUUUCGAGACGAACCGAAAAUGCUUGGAGCAAAAUUUGGAGAAGGCACAGAAAGAAGUUGCAGAACAGAAGUUGGAUCUUGAAGAACAUAAAGCAAAGUUAGAAUUCACGGAAAAGAGCAAUACAGAAAUUUGUAGCAAUUUUGAGGAAGUGAAAAUAGAAGUACACCGAUUACAGGAAUCUGUCAAACGAUUAGAGAAGGAAAAUGGUGAAUUACGCAGACAGAGAGAUACAGCCACAGAUGAGGCAAGUGCAUUGCAGUUACAAGUUGAAAGGCGAGAUACUGAGAUUGAAAGAAUGCGUAUUGAAUUAUCAUCUUUAAGCAGUCAGCUUCAAACUGCGAUUGCAACCAAGUGUCAAACUCUGGCUGAGACUGAGGAAAUUCGUAGUCGAGAAAUGACCUUGGACUUCAAAGAGAAACGAUUGGAGCAAGAACGAGUGCUUCUCUCCCAACAAAUAGCAGGUCUCGAAGAAGAGUUAGCAAGGAGGACCUCUGAACUUCAGACAGCAAGAUCUGAGGCCUCUGCCAGAGCUCUUUUAAUUGAUACUAAAUUAUCCCAGCGUGAAGAAGAAUUGCGAAUAGCCAAUGAAGUCAAUUCUCAACUGCGAGAAUCUGUUUCUUCUCUUCAAAAGCAAUCCGAUGAACUGGCUCAGAAGGUGGAACAGCAACGUGCCCACGAAAUAGCAAUAAACGAUUCCUACCAAAAAGAAAUCAAUGCACAGAAAAAUCUAACUAGCUUAUACGAGUCGAUGAAGGAUGAUGCCAAUGCUAAAGCCGAGGCACUUUCUAAUGCAGCGAGCGAAUUACAAAAACUUGUGGAUAGUACUGCAGAAGAAUACGGAAUCUUAGAGACAAAGUACAAUCACUUACUGGUUCAGCACAAACAAGAUAUUGAUGAUAAAGAGCAAAAUAUCCAGGAAUUGACAAAAGAGUUAGAAAAUGCUAAUGAAUUGCUGAAAAAUAUUCAACAAGAGAAAUUAAAUCAAGCGGUAGAACAAUUGGCACCGGCAGCAGCUGUAACCAGUCGAGUAUUACGAAAAGGUUUAAGCCUUACACAGAUUUAUACCCAACUAGUUGAAGUUACCAAUGACUUAAACGUGGAGCGUGAAGAAAACGAACGUUUGAAGUCUCAGAUGGAUGUAAUUCUUCGCGAAUUGGAGCAAAAGGCGCCGUUACUGCAGCAACAGCGUCAAGAUUAUGAAACAGCUAUGGCGAAUAUUACGACGCUAACAAACAGGCUGGACGAUCUCCUGGCAGAAAAUCAACGUCUUCAUGAAAAUUCUGAUGAGGCUAAUCGUCUUUCCAAACAUCACUCCACAGAAAAUCAGAGGCUGAAAACUGAAUUGUCUGACUUAGCUAGACAAGUAUGUUAUCUGCUUAAAGAAGUCCAAGAAAGUCGCACCAGCACUCGCAUGGAAACUGGAAAUUUGUCUUCUUCUAUAGACACAGAUGACAUCUCGUCAUCGCAAAUUAUUAGUAAAAAGUUGGUGACGUUUAAAGAUAUCGAAGAACUGCAGGAGAAUAAUCAGAAGCUCUUAGCAAUUGUUCGCGCAUUAUCAUCCAGACAAGAAGAAAUGGAGCGAGCCACCGAUGAAAUAAAUUCAGGCGAGAUGAAGGAGAAACUGGAUCGUUAUAUGGAACAAUUAACAGAGAUGCAGGCUGCGCAAGAUAGGCAGUCGAAGAUGUUGGACGGUCUCUUAAAGCAGAAAGACAUGUACAAAAACAUGUACCAACAGAUGAAGAAUUCCAAUGAAAAGAGAAAAGAUGAAGUGGACAAAGAUAUUGAAGAAGGCAAAUUAGAUGAGGAGUUAAAAACAACAAAAAAUGAUGAAGAAAAAGAAAAGUUACUCAAGAAAUUAAAAGAGACUGAAGAUCAGUUUAAACAUGUUUCAGAUGAAUACGAGAUAUAUCGCAAAGAACGAACUGCGCAUGAAAAGAUGUUGAGCGAAGAAGUUGAAAGACUUAGAAAAGAGGCAGAAUCGAAUUCGGCAAGGUGUUGCAGACUGAAAGCGCAGUUGGACUCGGCGAAUGACAGAUUCUCACUUUUGCAAGGUAAUGUCGCUUCAUACAAGUCCCAGAUCAAGGCACUUGAGGAGAAAUGUACCAAUUAUAACAUCACUAUUAGCAAACAUGAACAAAGUAUUAUGAUACUGAAAGAUGAGACGCUUUCCGCUCAAACUCGCUUAUCUCGAGCUGAAGUUCAACUAGAAAAUAUUCGUCAGGAACGUCAACUUUUGUGGGAUACUGAGGGACGUCUUCUAAAAGAACGGGAGGUUUACCAAAGAGAAAGACAAACUCAAGCAUUGCUUAAGGCAGAUAUGGAAUCUAUUAAAGCCAGUCUGGAGCGAGUCCAGGCUGAAGGACAGCUUAGGGCCGAGCAGAGGCUCGAUGACGCCAACAGGGAAUGUGCUGCUCUUCGACGUCGUCUUCAAGAAGAACAGGAUCGCUUCAGAGAAUUGGCGGCUCAUUUAGAGAGACAGUUUACGAUUGCUCAAGAAAGACUGAAAGAAGAACGCGAAUUAAGUGAGAGAUUGAGAGUCGAGUUGGAUCAAGUAAGAGAGACUGAAACUCAAAAUAGUCAAAAAAUUGAUCAGUUAAACAAUAAAUUGAGACAAGCAGCUGCCCAUUCCAUCGCUAAACCCUUGACAGGCGAUGAAGGUCUUGUGAAGAGAGUAAAGGAGUUGGAAAUACAACUGAGUACCUCUCAGGUUGAAGUAAAUUCGCUCUCCGAACAAUUAAAGGCAGCUAGACAACAAAGUCAGCAGUAUUGUGACAUUGCAGAAAGCGCUGAAACACAGUUGAGAGAGUUGACAACCGAAUGUAACAAACACAAAGAAGAGCUGGAGAAUGCUCUUAAAGAAUCGCGUGUGGAGAUCAUUUCAUUACAAAAAAGAGUGAAAGAACUAGGUGAUGAUCUGGUGAAGAUAUCAAAUGGUAGACAAGAAACCGAUUCGGAAUUAAGGGAUAGAUUGGCUGAAGCUGAGAGAAAAGUCGAAGAACUCGAUGAGUUGAAGAGUGAAUUGGAGUUGUUAAAAACAGAUCUGAAAUCUGCCUCUGUCACGGUCAAAGAAGCAGAAGACAAAUACACGAGAGAAAUGCUGCAGCAUUCGUCUGAUUUGCAGAUUUUGUCAAAAUUGAAAGAAGACACUCAACAAGUUCAACAGCGAUUUGAUGUUUUGACUGUAGAACGAAAUGCUGCAGUGCAAGCUCUGGAAGCUGAAAAAUUGGCCUCAAAACAGAGAGAACAGAAGCUUGUGAAUGAGGUCGAAGAAACUCAAAAGAGAAUUAUAGAUCUGGAUACGCAGAAUGCACUUCUGCAUAAUCAGAUUCAGGAAUUGGGUGACCGAGUAGCCAUCAUGCAGAGUCAGCAGACAAUAAUUAGCGGAAGAGAUAGUCCUGAUACUAGUCUGGAAGCUCUAAAUAAGAGUUUUAGCUCUUUGGAGGAAGAUUCCAAAUCAGUUGAACAAUUACUGAGAGUAAUGAAAUAUUUAAGAAGAGAGAAGGAUUUGUCCUUGGCCAAAACCGAUGUUCUUAGAGCUGAAAAUCUGAGAUUAAAAUCACAAGUUGAGGUAAUAGAGAAGCGGUUGAAGGAAACUGAAACUUUACUGAAUUCUGAACGAGAAAAGUCCGAGAUUAAUGUAAUGACCACAUCCAAACAUGCCGAAUUACUGCGCAAGGUGGAGACCUUAAACGCCAUAACGGAUUCUAAUCGAAUCCUCAGGGAAGAAAGAGAUAGUCUUAGUAUGAAAGUCAACGAACUUACAACUAAAGUGAACUCUUUAUCGGAAGAAGUAGUACCUCUUCGAGAUAUAUCCAGAGAUUUAACAGCCAAAACAGAAGCUUUGAUAGAAGAAAACACUAGCUUGAAAGGCGAGGCAACCAGAUGGAGGCAAAGAGCAAAUACGUUAUUGGAAAGAGCGAAUAAGGCCAGCCCUGAAGACUGGCGACGACUUCAAACUGAAAGAGAGAACUUGAGCAAAUUGUUGACGUCAGAGAGGGAAACUCAUGCAAAGAGAUCUGAGGAAUUUAAUCAAGUGAAAAUAGAGAAGGCAAAACUCGAGGAACAACUAACGCAAUUGCAAAGACAGAUGCAAACCCAAGAUGAACAUGUGUCGCGAGCAUCAGAAGAAGUUCGCAAAUUAGGUCAGGAGCUUAACGAGGCACUAGCCGAUUCUACAUCGAAGACAAAGGAUUUGGCAUCCCUUAGAAAGGAGCUAAGCGAUAAGGAUGUCGUUCUUAAUGACAUUAGAAACAAGGAAAUUCAGAUCCGCAAAAUAGCUAAAAAGUAUAAAACGCAAUUUGAGGAACUCGCGAAAAGCGUCGAGGAAGAGAAGAAUCGCAAUGAGGAAACUAGAAACGAGAAUGCUUCUGGUGUGACAACACAAGAACGUGAAGAUCAACUGCGAGAGGAAGGACGCCAGGAGCUUCGCCAAGCGAACAUCGAGCUCACGACAAAGAUAGAUGAAGCAACUCGCCAAAUGGUAGUGGCUCAAAGUGAAGCUGAUAAUCUGAAAAAGGAAAUCGAGGCCAUGAAUCGCAGCAGCAUAGAAAAAGAAGACAGGGCGAAACAGGUGCUGAAGGGUGCAAGAACGAAGAUUAUGCAAUUGACAGAGUCCAAGAAGAUCUGCGAGAAAGAAUUAUUGGAUUUAAAAUCCAGGAUAGAAUCUGUGGGAGGCAGUACCGGAGUUCAAGGAGAUUCUGAUACAGAGCACGAUGCACGAAUAGUGGCACUGAAAUCGCAAAUGGAAGGUCGGAUAUCUAGAUUGGAGCACGAGAAAUCCGAGAUACAGGCAGAAAAGGAAGCACUUUUGCAGCGGGUUGCUCAACUUCAAAGACAGUUAUCGGGAGUAAGCGGGGUAAGUGCGACUACGGAGCCACCAACAGCGAACAUUAAACCGAUGUCUGCCAGAGCAGAAACACCAUUGGCCAGCAUUAGGCCAAUGAGUGUGGUGGUGCAGUCGCGGACAGCUGCCGUCUUACCAACUACAGCUGGUGCGCCGGUUAUGGUUGCACCGCAUCAAAUGCAGCAACAACAGGUAGUGCAUACUACCGAGACGAGCUCACCGACUAGCAGUCUGACCGACUUCCAACCGGCAAGUACUAGUACUUCACAAAGUGCACAAACCAGUAGUCUUCGUCAGUUGGUGGUACAACCGCAAUUAAGUGAAUCGGCGGAAUCGACACAGAGAGAAGACCCAGAAAGUGCGGAAACACUUAAUUUGCAACCGCAACAGCAACAAUGCCAGCAGCAGCAGCAACAACAGCAACAAACAGUAGCACUAGUGAGUCCCAGAGUGGAACAGCAGCAACAACAGCAACAGAUUACUGUCAGUGAUCAGCAACAAACAGUGGCGAGCAGCUCCACGCAAUCGGUCAGUACUUCUCAAGCUUCUACGGGACUUAAAAGACCUCGAGGCCGAGAUUCAACUGCUUCUGGUUCUGGGAUAGUUGAAGGAUUGGACCAUGGCCGUCAAGAGCAAGUGCAAAGUCCAAAAACUAAGAGGAGCAGACAAGAUAUCAGUGCAACUGCGAGUGCCAGCGCUUCGGAAGUGGAAUAUCAGGUACCCACGUCAAGUCAGAGAGAUCAAGAUGAAGAAGUAGAAGAAGGAUGUGUAGUAGUGGUGGACUGUGAUGAAGGUGAAGGUGCAGGCAAUCAUCAAACACAGGAAGAGGAAGAAUUUGACAAUGAUACGUAUGAAGAGAUAGAGGAAGAAGAAGAAAUGCCUUAUGAAGUCGAAGUUGAGGUUGAACGAGAUAAUAAUGAAGUGGAAAUUAUUAUGGAGGAGGAUUCCACCAGUGUUGAAAUUUCUAGACAAGGUCAAGCCAUUAUUCCUGCAAAUCAGCAACAAUCUGAAGCCAUAAGUAGCGCUGGACCAACCGCUGAACCCGCCACGUCUUUCACAGCCAUGUCCUCUAGAGGAAUUGCACCCAUGCCUAGACAACAGCAACAACAACACCUUCUUUUGCCACAACAAGGCUACGAAGAUGGCGGUGACGACUGUAUAGUACCAAGUACUCCUACUCUCUUCGUUCCGCGUCGCGACGGUUUUGGUGAAGCUGUGAGUUCUCCACAGGUGCCGCAAGGGCGUUUCACUUUUGGAGACUCUUCGGCACCUACGACUGCUUCCUCAACACCGUCUUUGACAACACCUUCAGGUUCAAAUACUAGGAUUUUUGGUUCAACCAAUUCCACUGUUGUUCAGGAAAGUUUGGAUGAUAGUAGAAUGGACCUAGUACAGCUGGAGGAUGGCGGAACUGGUCGCAGUGUCCCCACGACACCUCUGCAGGUUUCCCCAGCUGCAGAUUUACCUCCUUCGACUAGUAGCAGCCAAUCUGAAGAACAAGAGAACACUGUUACACAUGUUGCUGUAACAGCCACUUCUGGAGAUAAUAGUGACGAUCCUAAUAUUCCCAGCAUACAUAUUGUUGGUAUUGAUGAUCAACAACGAGAUUCAACUGAAGCUACAGAAUCUAGCGCAACUCCAAGUGAAGGAGUAAGUUCGGAGGGUGAAAAGCGAGAGGAAGAACCAGUUUUAGCGUCUGGAGAGGAUGAUGCUGUAGAUACGAUCGAAGCAACAGAAGAGACAGGAAGCGAACUCGUUGAAGAAGAAGUCGAGGAAGAGAAUCGGGAAGCAGAAGCAUCGCCGUCUAGUAAUACACGACAAAGAACAUUGGCAGCAAGUCUGGCGGCUACGAGUGACGCCAAUAAUGGUAGAGGAAUGACAGUAAGGAGAUCACCGAGAUCACCCUUCACGCCGAGGGUGGCAAGAGGUGCGAGGCCUACACCGAUCGUGUGGGGAGAAACUCAGUCGGGUAGAGGACAACCUGUGAUGCGAGGACAUACGGCUAGAGGGGCUGCCAAUGAGGGAGGACGAGGACGAGGGACACGUGGCCGACGAAUGCGUUCGAAAUAUCCUUAUGCCCGAUACUCGUAAUCACACAGCAUCUUCUCUGCCUAGUGUACGUCUUAUAUUCGUCAGACAUUCUAUGUAGUUUUAUCGGAUACAAUUAUG
Messenger RNA from Cyphomyrmex costatus, 7389 nucleotides. It is a transcript of the gene Mgtor, whose product is annotated as nuclear basket protein megator. Gene Ontology annotation, biological process: regulation of mitotic spindle assembly; mRNA export from nucleus; protein import into nucleus. The coding region runs from base 232 to 7311 and encodes 2359 amino acids. The record is from RefSeq and is a predicted model, not a curated record. Lineage: Eukaryota; Metazoa; Arthropoda; Insecta; Hymenoptera; Formicidae. Gene Ontology annotation, molecular function: structural constituent of nuclear pore. Gene Ontology annotation, cellular component: nuclear pore. The transcript has 12 exons.